Molecule: messenger RNA, 904 nt
Organism: Lepus europaeus (European hare)
Lineage: Eukaryota; Metazoa; Chordata; Mammalia; Lagomorpha; Leporidae
Gene: ANGPTL8
Product: angiopoietin like 8
Exons: 4
Coding region: 3-638 (211 amino acids)
Biological process (GO): triglyceride homeostasis; regulation of lipid metabolic process
Source: RefSeq, a predicted model, not a curated record
CGAUGGGCCCUGGCGCUGGGGAACACGCCCAGACCCCAGCCAUGCCCGCACUCGCUCUGUGCCUGCUCUGGGCCCUGGCCGCGGUGGCCGGCUCUGCUCCCACGGGCCCCGCGGGCAGCCCGGAGCCCGCCCAGCACGAGGAGCUGACCCUCCUCUUCCACGGGGCCCUGCAGCUGGGCCAGGCCCUCAACGGCGUGUACAAGUCCACGGAGGCACGGCUGCAGGAGGCCGGCCGCAGCGUGGGCCUCUACGGCUACACGCUGGAACUCCUGGGCCAGGAGGUCAGCCAGGGCCGGGACGCAGCCCAGGAGCUUCGCACGAGCCUGCUGGACAUGCAGACAGAGGAAGACGCCCUACAGCUGCAGGCAGAAGCCACAGCCCAGGAGCUGGGGGAGGCGGCCCAGGCCCAGCAGAGGCUCCGGGAGAGCAUCCGGCACCUGGAGAGGCAGCUGCGGGGGGCCUGGCUGGGCCCCGCCCACCAGGAGUUUGAGACCCUAAAGGCCCACACCGACAAGCAGAGCCACAUCGUGUGGGCCCUGGCCGGCCACGUGCAGCGGCAGCGGCGCCAGAUGGCCGCGCAGGAGCGCUGGCUGCGGCAGAUCCAGGAAAGGCUGCACACGGCGGCGCUCCCGGCUUGAGCCUGCCUGGGGAUCCCGCGAGACCGGUCCACGCAGCGAGCGCCGCUGGCACGGCCCGCAAGGCCCUGCGCGGGGAGGAGCUGCCCGUGCGCAGGGGGGCUGCCAGCCCGGCGCCCGGGAGGGAGAGGAGUCGGAGGAGGCCAAGCAGGAGGCGGCGGCGGCCCGCGGGGCGCAAGGCGGGGGGGUGGGGGAGAGCAGAGACGAGGCACACGGGGACCCCCCCAAUAAAGCAGAGGGGCCGCGCGCCCCGGGUGUGUGUACCUGUA